Messenger RNA from Penaeus indicus, 772 nucleotides. RefSeq lists its product as uncharacterized. The record is from RefSeq and is a predicted model, not a curated record. NCBI's taxonomy places the organism in Eukaryota, Metazoa, Arthropoda, Malacostraca, Decapoda, Penaeidae. The transcript has 2 exons. Bases 18 to 587 code for a protein of 189 amino acids.
UCUGUAACAGGUUGAAGAUGAACAGCGUCCUUAUCCUUCUGGUUGUCGUCGGCCUCUCCUGCGUCAUGGUAGCGCAUGCCUCGCCCACCAUAGGUCUGAUGACCGGAUUCGGCGCCCUUAGUGCAUCCCGCUACCAACCCAAGCGGCGCUACCACGGGCCUGGAUAUGGGCGAUACCACGGCCAUGGCUACAAGGCCCCUCGCAGAAGGUACCGGCCGCGCUUCGGCCGCUCUGCCGAAGCGCUCUCUGACGAGGAAAGCCUGAUCCUAUCCACUGUGGCACACCUGGAUCCCGAAGGCUGCAUUCCCAAGACGCUGUGCCUCCUGGAGGCGAAGGACGAGUCGGAUCGCUCGCAAGACGAGACCCAGCUGCUGGAGAUCUUCGCCAACAAAAACAAAACUCAGGACCACACCUCCUACAGUGCCACCCUCGUCCUCGCCACACAAAUCGGCGCCAACACGAGGGACUCGGCCGCCUGCAAGAAGCUCUUCGCCAAAUGUUCGCUCGACGAGGAAGAGCUUACCGAAGUCCUGCAUCUGGCGUGGGGCUGCGACUGCGACCAGAGGCAGGACUCACGUUUGCUCUAGGGUGCACGGCAAGACACGCACUUAGCUUAUAUUAAGCUGAAUAUAUGGUAAUAUUUAUAUAUCCAGUUUUAUAUGAUGAACGCUUGGGAAUGUUGUAUUGUGCUUCAUUCUUGGUAAAACCCUUAAUUUGGAUGGUCUAGUUCAUAAUCUUCACAUACUGUCUGAAUAUUUACGGUCAGUCUCAA